Messenger RNA from Penaeus monodon (black tiger shrimp), 2275 nucleotides. RefSeq lists its product as uncharacterized. Gene Ontology annotation, cellular component: nucleoplasm; chromatin. Gene Ontology annotation, molecular function: protein binding; ubiquitin-protein transferase activity; zinc ion binding. The record is from RefSeq and is a predicted model, not a curated record. Lineage: Eukaryota; Metazoa; Arthropoda; Malacostraca; Decapoda; Penaeidae. Gene Ontology annotation, biological process: positive regulation of DNA-templated transcription.
GAACCGCUGGACACGACGAUGGUCACCACCACCACCUUGCUCAAGGCUCGGACCAGCAAAGCCAGUGGGCCGCCACAGAUGACCUCGACUCUGUGAUAGAGCUCCUCACAAAUCUCUCCCCAAACUGUUCUAAUAACAACUAUAACAACAGCCACACCCCCAAACAAACCGCGACGCCCACGCCAGGCGAGGGAGAAACUCACACUAAGCCAGCACCCUCGUUUCCGGAUGAAGAGGUAGGGUCGCCCUCCAGCACCAUUGACUCGCGAUCUUCUUCGAGAACGAGGUCGAGCGGGAGGUCUUCGGGCUCCGAGAGCGGUCUGCGGGACAGAGGGGUGUGGGUGGUUUGGUGUCCAGAGUGUGGCUACGAGGCACAUGUCCCUCCAGGGGGAGUCGAGUGCUUCCCUCUGAACUAUGUCCUGCAGAAGCAGCUGGUCCUCGAAGCGCUCAACUCCUCCUCCACCACGGUGUAUUGCGACCUCUGCCAUGACGACGUGGUGGCCGAGGAACGCUGCAACACGUGUCCUGUCAACUUGUGCCGUCUGUGUAGCCACGCCCAUACCCGCCAGCGCCGCACCACCCACCACGCCGUCAUUUCUCUUCAGGAGGCACGUAGUAUGGGUAUCCGCGAGGUCGCUCACACGCUUGUGUGUGCCACACACGGCGAAGGCGAGGUAGGAUGGUGGUGCCAGAGCUGCCAUGAGCCAUUGUGCGCCGCCUGCCUCGCCACGCUCCACCGUGGGCACCCCACGCUCACCGUCGACCAGGAGGCACCCCAGGCUCGCAGGAACCUUACCACCCUGCUUGACCAGGCAUCCACGAGGAUGGAUGACCUCCUGAGCACAGUGGAGGAGCUUACGGGGGCGGCAGUCAGAGUGCAGCAGAGGGGCAAAGCCGUCGGCGAUCAGGUCAACGCCUUCAUCGAUGACUACAUCUUGGCUCUGGAGGAGCACCGUCACACGCUCCUAAGACAGGUGCGGCAGGCAUGUGAACGAGCACAACGAGGGAUCGUUACGGAAUCGCAGCGGGCGGGCCAGAUUGCGUCGUGGCUGCGACAGGGAUGUGACCUGACACAUGACCUCCUGAACCAUGCGGGCGACGCGGAGGCACUUGCCCUGGCGCCUCUCGUGACUCAUAGGCUACAGGCGCUGCUGGCCGAGCAGGUUCGCGGCUGGACGAGAUGGGAACGGCUCGCCCUCCUGCGUGAGCACCGCGCCGGCCGAGUCAGAGGUCACAAAAUCCAUGGCGUCAUAGCAGACGCCCCGGCCGACCCGGCCACCUCGAGAUUAAAACUAUUGUGUGACAUGAGCAGUGUGGCUGCAGGGGCACGAGUCAUGGCAUUGGUCGUGGCCCGGGAUGCCGACGGGCAGCCCAUAACCCACGGCGGGGAGGACCUGCACGCCGCCGUCCUCACGCGCGACGGCAACACCCUGUGCGGAUGUUCCGUCCGGGACCGCGAGGACGGGUCCUACGAAAUCACUUUCAGCCCCCCGAUGCCUUCUGCUGCCCUUCUGCACGUCACAAUCCUGGGCUUCCACAUUCAGGGCAGUCCGAUGGAGAUGACGGUGGUUUCCCCCUCCCAGUCUGCGAGCGCGUCCGCGGGUGAUGCGAGCAGGGACGGAGCCUUGGGGCGGAGGCAUACGGGGGUCUUCCACUGCUGCACCUUCUGCUCCAGCGGCGGCGACAAGACGGCCACCUGCGCGUGCGGGGCGACCAUGCCAGGCGGCUAUCAAGGCUGCGGUCACAGCCACGCAGGGCACCCUGGCCGCAAGCACUGGUCCUGUUGCGCCCAGGCCAACCCCUCCUCUCCCUGCACGCGACCCCCAUCCCAGUAUUACCAAGUCACACUCUGAGAUCAACCCUGCCAUUGCUACCAGAACCGUGUCGCUCGUCAUCGUGGUAUUUCCAGGUCUAACCAUAACCAUACACUACCACAACGACCAUCAAAAGUAGUGCUCUCAGGCCACACUCCUUAGUUGAACGUCCUCGAGGUUAGACUUGGCUGGCGCCGCCCGUCGACUGACCCGUUGCGCCCUGCUCUGCUGCCUCCUUUCCGACGCGACGGAACUACCCAUUUCACUUCGGAACACAAAUCUUUACGCUUUUUUGCACGUGAUGAUUUAGAAAUGCGUUCGUGAGAGCUCAUGUAUUUUUUGUUACUUAAAUGUUGUAUAUGAAUAUAUAGUUAUCGUUCUGUUCUAUUGUGUCAUAAGUAAAAAUAUGUCUAUAAUGUCGUGCGUGUAAAUGUGCUGCAUGUUAAAUGAGAUACAUAUUG